Chlorocebus sabaeus (green monkey) is the source of this 2564-nucleotide messenger RNA. NCBI's taxonomy places the organism in Eukaryota, Metazoa, Chordata, Mammalia, Primates, Cercopithecidae. The record is from RefSeq and is a predicted model, not a curated record.
CCUUGCGUUCGUGCGUGCGCCCGUGGCGCCUCCUGGUCCGCCGCCCGGGGCUCGGCGCACGCUGCGCGACACCGAGGCCGAGCGGGGUAGGGGGCUGACCGCCAUGACCCCCCAGAGCCCGGCGUGAGGGGGCCGAGGUGCCUGGCUCUCUGGUCUGAGUUCGAAGCAGAGGCCAGCUGUCUCCUGGUUUGAAGCAGAGGUCAGUCAUCCCUGUUUCCCCUGGGCUUACAUCAUGGUGGGGCUUUGAAAAUCUCCCUCUGUGGCUUGUUGGAGCCACAUAGACCGGUGAUGAGAGCUGGCUCUGGAACCAGGCUGCUCCAGGAGUAAGAUGCAGUGACCUGCCAGCGCCUGCCGCAUCCUUCAUCCGGGAGUCGCCCCAUCUCUCCACGCAUCGGGGCCCUGUGCCCCUUGCUGCUGCAGCCGGGCACCAUGUCGACCUCGUCCUUGAGGCGCCAGAUGAAGAACAUUGUCCACAACUACUCAGAGGCGGAGAUCAAGGUUCGAGAGGCCACGAGCAAUGACCCCUGGGGUCCGUCCAGCUCCCUCAUGUCAGAGAUUGCCGACCUCACCUACAACGUCGUCGCCUUCUCGGAGAUCAUGAGCAUGAUCUGGAAGCGACUCAACGACCAUGGCAAGAACUGGCGGCACGUCUACAAGGCCAUGACGCUGAUGGAGUACCUCAUCAAGACCGGCUCGGAGCGCGUGUCACAGCAGUGCAAGGAGAACAUGUAUGCCGUGCAGACGCUGAAGGACUUCCAGUACGUGGACCGCGACGGCAAGGACCAGGGCGUGAACGUGCGCGAGAAAGCCAAGCAGCUGGUGGCUCUGCUGCGCGACGAGGACCGGCUGCGGGAGGAGCGGGCACAUGCACUCAAGACCAAGGAAAAGCUGGCACAGACCGCCACAGCCUCAUCAGCAGCUGUGGGCUCGGGCCCCCCUCCUGAUGCGGAACAGGCAUGGCCACAGAGCAGUGGGGAGGAGGAGCUGCAGCUCCAGCUGGCCCUGGCCAUGAGCAAGGAGGAGGCUGACCAGCCCCCAUCCUGCGGCCCCGAGGACGACGCCCAGCUCCAGCUGGCCCUUAGUUUGAGCCGAGAAGAGCAUGAUAAGGAGGAGCGGAUCCGUCGCGGGGAUGACUUGCGGCUGCAGAUGGCGAUUGAGGAGAGCAAGAGAGAGACCGGGGGCAAGGAGGAGUCGUCCCUCAUGGACCUUGCUGACGUCUUCACGGCCCCAGCUCCUCCCCCGACCACAGACCCCUGGGGGGGCCCAGCACCCAUGGCUGCUGCUGUCCCCACGGCUGCCCCCACCUCAGACCCCUGGGGCGGCCCCCCUGUCCCUCCGGCUGCUGAUCCCUGGGGAGGUCCAGCCCCCACGCCGGCCUCUGGGGACCCCUGGAGGCCUGCUGCCCCUGCAGGACCCUCAGUUGACCCUUGGGGUGGGACCCCAGCCCCUGCAGCUGGGGAGGGGCCCACGCCGGAUCCAUGGGGAAGUUCCGAUGGUGGGGUCCCGGUCAGUGGACCCUCGGCCUCCGAUCCCUGGACACCGGCUCCAGCCUUCUCAGAUCCCUGGGGAGGGUCACCUGCCAAACCCAGCACCAAUGGCACCACAGCCACCGGGGGAUUCGACAUGGAGCCUGACGAGUUCUCUGACUUCGACCGACUCCGCACGGCACUGCCGACCUCUGGGAGCAGCGCGGGAGAGCUGGAGCUGCUGGCAGGAGAGGUGCCGGCCCGAAGCCCUGGGGCAUUUGACAUGAGUGGGGUCAGGGGAUCUCUGGCUGAGGCUGUGGGCAGCCCCCCACCUGCAGCCACACCAACUCCCACGCCCCCCACCCGGAAGACGCCGGAGUCAUUCCUGGGGCCCAAUGCAGCCCUCGUCGACCUGGACUCGCUGGUGAGCCGGCCGGGCCCCACGCCGUCUGGAGCCAAGGCCUCCAACCCCUUCCUGCCAGGCGGAGGCCCAGCCACUGGCCCCUCCGUCACGAACCCCUUCCAGCCCGCGCCCCCUGCAACGCUCACCCUGAACCAGCUCCGUCUCAGUCCUGUGCCUCCUGUCCCUGGAGCGCCACCCACGUACAUCUCUCCCCUUGGCGGGGGCCCUGGCCUACCCCCCAUGAUGCCCCCAGGUCCCCCGGCCCCCAACACUAACCCCUUCCUCCUAUAAUCCAGGGCGGAAGGGGGCCUGGCUCCAUCCAGCUGCCCCAUUCUGGCUCCCUGGGAGAUCAGUGUUGUGAGUGCAUGUGAAAUGGGGGAUCCCUGCCCCCAGUGCCCUUCCCCCUCCUGGGGCCCACUCACACUACACCCUCUUCCUUUCCCACCCCACCUCCCUGGAGAGAAACUGGACAUGGGGCCUGGGGAGGGGAGCUGGCCAGAGGAGGACCCCUUUCCCGUGGCAUUAGAAGGGGGAGGGGCGGCUGGGGCCCCCACCCAUUCCCCCUCCCUCCAAACUCUCAACCCCCAGUCAGUGUUUGAGCCUCCUUGUUCCCCUCACGCACCCCCUCAUGCACCCUCGGUGAAUCCUUGGUGAUGAUUUUGGCAACUUUGGGAAUAAAUGGCAAUUCCCACGGG